UAGAUAUAUUGUAGCAUGCAUAGCAAUGCUAUAGCGACAAGCGCUUUUAAGGGAAGCUAGUGCCCACCCAAUUAAGUGAAGUCAUCCGUGCCAACCAAUUUACUGUAUGAAUGGCUUCAAUACGUAGACUUGUGGAAACCAUCGAUAGUCAUACUCCUGGUGGUUUAAACAUUCGACUUACAGCCAGUGGGCCUGGGGUCCGAGUCCACCCCAGUUGCCUCAGUCUGGGCUACUGAGUAUUACCACCAGCCCUCAGACAAUCAGUGUGACUCAUAGUUCGGCACCUGGAAAAUGUGUUCCGGAUAACAGGUCAGAAAUAUCAGUCAUAUUAGCGAGGUGAAAAGAACAUAACCCAUUUUCAAACCUAUUAAGCUUCUGCUAGUUAUCAUAGCAUAUGUGUGUAGUAAGCCGGACAGCCUAACUGAGUGUUAACAGGCCCAAACAGGCUCAAAACCGCUAAUCGCAAGUUGCAUUACCCCUGUCGCGCAUCCCUUGGUCCUUUGGGAGCCUUACACCAAUUUCUAUUUUUCAACUCGUAUAACAUUCGGGCUGUCUGCGUACAUAGUCGAAGUAACAUAUUAUUACUAUUCACAUGGUUUCCGAGUGGAGCAUACAAAUUCAACAGCACUUUUUCCUGUUUUCUGCGGUCCUCUAUAGGUAGCCCAACGUUUGACACAAACUUUCAUCUUGUGACACGAACUCCAUGUCAUCCCCAGACGCCCAAGUUGUCGUCUCCCGUUCAGCUUCCACUCGAGGGCCUGGCACGUGUUGCUUUAUGGUCUCAUCAUCGUGCGUCCGAUCCAGCUGCAUAUUUAUCGUCGUACCCAUUGAGCAAUAGGCUCUUCAUUGGUUCAUUUCCAGAGUUUUUUUCUGUUGCUAAUUCUUCCUGGCCAUCUGGUCUUCACUAUGGAUCGAAGAUAGCUGUUGAUAAAAGUCUGCAGCUGGCUGUUGGAAAUGCUUUUCGUAACACACAUGCCAGGUUUCUGACCCAUCUGGAAGAAAUGAAUUAAGAUUGGUGUUGAAAAUCCGAAUUUUAUGGUUUUGUUCGGGGCGCAGAAGAUUUCAAAACUGAUUUAAAAGUAAUGGAGACGAAUUAAUGGCAUCAAUAAAUUUAAUUGAUCAUAUGUGGGAGCAGUAUAUUAUACCAUGCUUGUAACCGAAAAUGCAUUCCAGGACUUCAAUACGAUUUGUCAUCUUUAAUAGUUUUAACCAAUUUGAGCUUGCAGAUGCAGACGGAAUAACAGAGGAUGAUAUUAUUAAAACAAACUUGCUGCACACGAACAAAGCCUUACAUUAUUCAAAUGAAUCUAUCUGUUCUGCACGGGGUACUGUUACAACUUUAUCUGUAUCAUCUACAUCAGCUAGUCCUCGUUCAUUAACACUUGAUCGAAUGUCUCCAAGUGAAUACAUUCAGGCUUCAAAAAUUGGAAAUUCAAAUAUUGAUAACAAAGUUAAUGGGAUUCAUUUUGAAGGAAAUCACAAUGAUCGAAUUAUUCUUGAAAUGUUUCAAUCCCACCAUCCCUCUCUUCCUUUAAGAAGAACUCAAAACUGGAUAGAUGAUCUCCAAAAUUUGCCACUCAGUGUCUUAAGACUUUAUGUUCAAGAGAUGAAUAACGGCAUUAUGCAGUUGUCGGAUUGUUUAGUUGAUUCGCUGGCGGAACGAGAUGAACUUUUAAUGCUACGCGAAGCUAGUGAUGACUUUAUUGUGCUACUUAGUUUGGUUCACGAGAGAAAAACCCGUGCGUCUAAAGCAGCUCUGUUGGCGACAGCGAAAAAUCUAAUUCGUUCCAAAACUUUAUUUCGUGUUUCUACUCCAUGGUUUACUAAGAAAUCUGACAUGUCAGCUUCCAGUACAUUGUCACUAAUUGGAUCGUCACAUUUGGGGAAACCAGUGACUACAAAACCGGUUAGAAAUGAAUCACUCACAAAUGUUCCAGUUAAUUCAGUCCAUUUAGAUUUGGAAAACAAUUCUGUUGCUUAUGUUGCUUCCCUUAAUUUGCACUCAAAAUUAAGGCGACCUAGAACGCAAGCUAUACCUCAUAUUCAUUUAAACAACCAUAUAAAUGCUAAAAACAAGUCAAAUUCACCGCCUACUUCAGUUAGUUCUAAACCUGUAGGCGGAUCGGAAUCUUCGGAACCUGUUGGUGUGUCAUCAGAGAGCAUAGCGUCGAUACCGGUCAAACAAGCAAAAAUUCGCUAUGAAGCCCUUGUGAAUAUGUGUAACUCAACAAACUGGCCGAAUGGCAAGCCUCAAGAAAGUCGAUCACUACUUUUACGUUUACCAUAUCGAAUUCAACCUGGUGUCGGUAUUUCAAUGCAAGAUCUACGUCUACUAAAUCAAAUUCUCUAUGCUACUGUUUUGGAAAAUCCAAAAAUAGAAAAAUUACUUGAUAGCUACAUAAUGAAUGUUACCAAUGCCAACGGUAUUGCUGACUGGGUGAAAGCGGUUGAACCUCCAAGGUGUCAUGACUCACAAACAUUGAAGAUCACAUCAUGCCAGGGACGAAAUCAUCAUCAUAUGCCAACAUCAAUAGAAACGCAGUGUGCUUAAAAGUCUUUCAUCUGUGUUCUCGUUAUCUCUUUCCUCUUGCUUCCAUUCUAUUUUCAAAAAGUAUAUACUGCUUUUGCAAAUUCUACUUACUCCCAACGCUCGGUGUGUAUUUGUUUCUCGGCAUCAGUAAAUACAAGAUAUUUGACCGUAACUAGUUAACAUUUAUUACCCACCAGAAUAUGCAUUUUGUUUUCUAAAAUAAGUUAUUUUAUUUUAUAUAUUUGUCAUUUUCUUUUCUGCUCUGGCUUUACUUUAACUUGUGCAAUAAUUUGAUUAUAAUUUCAGCUAUUUUUGAGUUUUUUUCCCUUUUCAUCUAAGCUAAUAAUGUGCCAUUUAUGUGUAAUGUGUUAGAUUCCAAUGGUACCGUUUCAUCUCUUAAUACUGUUAUAUUUUGAUUUUUUCCCCUGCCCCUUUCUCGUAAUCACCUGUCGUGUGUACACUGUUCCUCUAACCUUCUGUCGAAAUAUUGACUUGGUUUCCAUUUUCUAAUUGAUUUAUAAAAGUUGGGUAUAGGAAACAGCUGAUUGCUUGUUGUAAUUUUGAUAAUUUGCGCUCACAGUUCACUUCACUUCACUAAUAUUAAUUUUUAUUGUUCCUAUUUUUGUCCAUUAAUUGACUUUUGUCUCUGAAUGUCACUCAGUAGAACUCAUAUGUCUGCUGUUUUUUUUCUUACUUUAUUGCGCACUUAUCAGUGAAGUGUUUUCUGUAACAAUCGCAAUCGCUAAAAGUUUAAGAUAUGUAACUUCGCAUAAUAAAAUAUUUUCAAUGGCUUCAUUGUCCCAAAAAACUGGCUCACAAGUUUUCCGUUAUCCAGCUACUCAUUGACUUAAUCACCCAGAUUCGCACCCUUCUCCACCUACUUUAGCCUGAGCAAUUAAGCACUAGCAUCAUCGCCCAUACAGUCAGCCUCCCC
This is a messenger RNA of Trichobilharzia regenti, 3464 nucleotides long. NCBI's taxonomy places the organism in Eukaryota, Metazoa, Platyhelminthes, Trematoda, Strigeidida, Schistosomatidae. The record is from the annotation of a GenBank genome assembly.